GCGGUAGUUCUGCUUCUGUUUUGGCCUUCCCUUGUGGAGGAUCCUAGCUUUUCCGUUGCUGUGGUUCAAAACUGCUCACGGUCUGGAAAUCGGCACCAUGGCAAGCCCAAAGAAACCGUCUCUGCUGAAGAGACUCAACGACAAGCUAGGGUUGAAGAUCAAUCUCCCAACCAUAUUGUUGAUGUUCAAAGGAGCCGUCGCCCCUACAGUUGGCCUCGCCAUAUAUCAAGAUGCUAGCGUCGCAGCUCACUACUCGACAAUCGGCUACCUCAUCCCUAUCAUGUCACUCUUCGUCGUUCCGAUUCUCCCCCGAGCCAGAUUUCUGCAGAAUUUCUUCGUCACUGGUUUCCUGACCUGCCUCGCCGCAGCAAUAUCCCUUCUCUACAUGUGGACUGCAAUCAAAGCUCGAAAAAACACGACCCAUCUGUCAGCCGAGCAGCGAAGUAAUGGACCCGUCCCGGGGGCCGAAGUCGUGCCCUACAACGCAGCAGCAAGCGCAUGCCUUGCUGUGUGGUUCUUCUUCUGGCUCUGGGCUUACAACACGUUUCGCGCUUUUCGGCCGCAGUACUUCCUGCCUCUCAUCGUGUUUGGUAUAUUUAUCAACAUCACGGCUGUAUACGGUGCCAUAUUCCCGGAGAUGGAACAAGCAUAUUCUCUAAUACGGCGACUCCUUGAUACCUUCUUUGUCGGAUUCGGGCUUGCAUUCGCCGUCCACUUUGUGGUACUACCUAUCACCUCACGGGAUCUAGCGACACUGAUCCUGACCGAGUAUCUCCACGUCCUCAAAGGCGUCAUUGACGCUAAAGCAGCACUACUCAUCUCUUUGCCUUCUCGUGAUUGGAACAGCGGGAGCAGGACAAGCAGCUUGGAGAGUGACAGCGAAGGAGGCGAACCGAUUGAACGAUUGACCCCGUGGCCCGAGGCUGACAAAUGGCGGGCGCUCACUGCGGAGGCGACCGAAUGCCAGGUCAAGAUACAGUCGGAGAUGCGUUAUGUCAAACGUGAGGUUACAUUUGGGAAAUUAUCGAGUAAGGAUUUCUCGAGUAUCACAAAACUGCUGAGGAAUAUCUUGAUACCAAUCGCUGGCCUGGAGACGGUGAUCCAGGUGAACGACCGAGUUGAGAAGCAAGGAGGAUGGACGUCAAUCAAAACUUACAAGGACGGUUCCAACUCCGAAGUGUCAGAUCGAGCAUUGAAAGACGUGGAGAAAGAGCGGUGGAGUUUGUUGUUUGGCCAGGUUGACGGAGCCUUCAAACUGCUGUGGCAGGCGAUGAUUGAAGGGCUCGACUAUGCAUUCUUCACACUGAAAAUCACCAAGAAGCCGGCAUUUACGACCAAAGCCGAGCUCGAGGCGAAAGCAGGCGAGCCUCCAGACGGAAAAGGUUUUGCACAGUACCUUGAAAAUACCAUCAACAAGUUUUUGGCUGAACGGGAAGGACCUUUGAAAGAAUGGUGUCGGAUGAAUGAAGCCGAAGAGACCAGUGGUCAAUCGUCCACUCGGUCCUCACAUAAGCGACAUUCAUCCCAACUGUACCUUCUUCUGGAUCUCGAAUACUGCGUUGUAACAACCGCAAUGGGAGUCCUCGACCUCGUUCGAUUCGCCGAUUCCAAAGUCGAAGAUGGCACUAUGAGCAAGAGACGGUUAUUAACCCCUACCUGGAAACAGUGGAAGAAGUGGGCAUGGGCAGUCAUCAGCCGUGAGGACAGCAACCUGGAUUACACGGCAUACAGCUAUCGAAGCGGUACCCCUACGGUUUAUCUGGGCGAUGCUCUAGGGGUCAACCGGGAUCCUGAGCACCUCCCGCCCGUGACGUGGUGGGAGAAGGUGACCGACUACUUCCGCCUGAUUCCUAGGCUUUUCGGCUCGAAGGAGUCCUGGUUCGGCUUCAAGGUCGCCGUGGGCACCAUGAUCAUCGCACUCACCGCCUUCUUGCGCAACUCGCAGCAAUUCUAUAUCAAGCAGCGCAUCAUCUGGGGUGCCAUUAUGGUUGCCAUCAGCAUGACUCAAACCGCCGGGUCGGGCAUGUAUGGACAAUUCGUGAGAGUUUUUGGCACGUUCCUGGCCAUGGUCCUCUCCUACAUUGACUGGUACAUCGUGGAUGGCGACACGGCCGGGGUCAUUGUCUUUGUGGGCCUGACCGUAUUCCUCUAUCACUACCUCAUGGUCACGAAACCGAACGACCCGGUCAUCCCCAUGAUCGGCAUGAUCACCGUCAUGUUAAUCGUCGCGUACGAGCUUCAGGUCAAGCAGGUGGGCCUCGCCAUUUCCGAAUCGAACGGCCAAAUCUUCCACCCCUUGUACGAGCUGGCACCUUACCGACUCGCCUGUGUACUUGGUGGUGUGGGCGUCGCCUGCUUGCUAACAUACUUCCCAAGCGUGACCACGGCGAGAAGCGAGAUGCGGAAGGACCUGGGGAAUACAUUGUAUUUACUGGGCCAGUACUACAGCUCCUCGCACAAGGCGGUUUCGUUGCGGCUGAAAGGGCUAGAAGGGGAUCCCAAAGACAAGAAAAGCCCGCUUCGCCGGCUGGAGAAGGCCCGCACUCAGCUCUUUGCGAAAAACCUGAUUCUCAUCCAGGCCAUGAAGAAUCAUCUCAAGUUCAUCAGAUGGGAGCCGACGUUUGGAGGCCGGUUUCCCAAGGAGCUCUAUGAGAGGAUGCUUGCGCACACGGAGAACAUCCUUCGUUUUACGGCCAUGAUCGCAUGGACGACCAAGACGUUCAAAGAAAUCCCCGAGUCGGCCGGCCACCGGGAAGGGCCCAACCCCGUCGUCGCCACUGACGGGACCGGCACCUGGCUCAAGGACUUUACCCAACUCAUCGCGUCGCUGGAACUGACCUCGCACAACGUCACGUCACUGCUCGCCAUCCUCUCCGGCUCGAUCGGCUCCGGCAAGCCCCUCCCGCCUUACCUGCGGCCGCCGGAGCGAUUCCACAUUGGCGAAAUGCUCUCCUCGCUCGACUCGGGCAUCUUGGACACCAAGCACAUCUGCGAGCCGGGGUAUUCGGCCUUUGCCGUCAUGCAGGUCUGCACGACCAUGCUGAACGAGGACCUGGCGGACCUGUUGGCCGACACGAAGAGGCUGGUCGGCGAGGCCGAGUUCAACCUGGACGUCGUGCAGGAGGACUACGAGCGGAAUGUCGGGAUGGUCCCGCGAGAGAUCCGGGAGAAGACGGACUGAAUCAAGUCUGGAUUGAAGAGGUAAGAAAGGGGGAAGUUGAAGCGGUUUGCAUUUUGUAGAUCUUGGGAACCGGAGAGGUUGAGACGAUGGGUUUUUGCGCCGAAAAGCCACACGCUUGAUCUCGCGAGGCCCCAAUGGGCAAAAUCGUCACUCGACCAACGUGGUCGUUUUCCAGCACGUCUAAUGUGGGCAAAGCACAUUCGAGCGCCUCGAAAAGCCGCCCCUGGGUGGAUGAGUAUAAAUUUGCACGGCAGGGGAAUCCAAGGGUUUAUAUCACCGGUUAUAUUUUGUGGAUGAAAAGCGAGUAAUAUAGCAGCACAUUCAUUGGGUUACAUAUGUAGCAUUCAGGGUAUUUUUAUUGCACGGAAGAAGAUUCCC
This is a messenger RNA of Cladophialophora immunda, 3559 nucleotides long. RefSeq lists its product as uncharacterized. NCBI's taxonomy places the organism in Eukaryota, Fungi, Ascomycota, Eurotiomycetes, Chaetothyriales, Herpotrichiellaceae. The transcript is spliced from 8 exons. The record is from RefSeq and is a predicted model, not a curated record. The coding region runs from base 98 to 3181 and encodes 1027 amino acids.